AUGGCUGAUUGGUCUACAUUGCCCUCUGAUCUUCUCAUUGCAAUUGCACUAAAAUUUGAUUCCAUUAAUGAGUUAAUUUAUUUCUCCGCGGUAUGUCGUUCAUGGAAUGAUGUGUUCACCGUGUUUAAGCGAGAUUCAGCCACACCUUGGCUACUGCAAGCCGAUCCCAGCCCCAAGCACGAUCACAAACUCGACGUUUGCUCGCGUCGUAGUAAAAUCUUUGAAAUCAACAAAGUAAAGGGUUUAGAAUUGAAUAUCCCACAAGCAAAUAGGAGGCAAUGCUUUGGUUCUGAGUAUGGAUGGAUUGUGAUGAUAGGUUUCGACGACAACCAAGUUUCGUUAUUUAAUCCCAUCACUAAAGCUCAACUAACCCUACCAUGCCUUGCAUCUUUGCCAGUGUUACGGAAUUCUUCUAUGAGGUAUGAAAUCAUGGAGAGAGGAAAACUGGAUAUUUGGGAACCCAUUGAAUUUAGAAUACUCAAGGCGAUUGUAUUAAAAAUCGAUGACAACGACUUUGUUGUAAUGUUAAUCUAUCAUCACAACUUAGAGUCUAGCCCGUACACGUCUAAAAAUAAUUCAUUAGCGUUAUCUCGCCCUGUAAAUAGAACAUGGAGAUGGACAAAGGUUAUAACAAGCGGUGAAAAAUUCCCUUAUGUUAUUGAUGUGGUGUAUUGGAAUGGAAUAGUGUUGAUUUUGCAUGUUAAUGGAUUGAUUACAUGUUGUGAAACUAGUGCAAUCGUUGACUUUAGCCCUUCUUCACCUGUUUAUGCCAAGCCUUAUCAUUCCAUUGUUUUCCCUACUUUUAAGCAAGGUAGGGUGUAUAAACUUGAUCGUAGCGGCAACGACAAGUGUUGGACUGUUGUUGAAGAUUUGGGUGAUUAUAUGGUAUUUGUUGGUAAUAACUCUGCUAUGAGUGUUCAUAAAUCAAAGUCCCCUAAUUAUCAACAUGAUGCUAUUUACUUUACCGAUGACAUUAAGUUUUUUUGGGAAGAUCUAAAACCACGCUGGCAAGACAUUGGUAUGUUUGAUAUGAAAUCUAGAGAAUUCAAACGAUUUAGCGAAAACAACGAUAAGAUUCGUACUACUUUUAGACCUCUAUGGUUUAUUCCCAAGUUUUAG
This is a messenger RNA of Chenopodium quinoa (quinoa), 1119 nucleotides long. RefSeq names its product F-box protein SKIP23-like. The record is from RefSeq and is a predicted model, not a curated record. The coding region runs from base 1 to 1119 and encodes 372 amino acids. Gene Ontology annotation, molecular function: protein binding. NCBI's taxonomy places the organism in Eukaryota, Viridiplantae, Streptophyta, Magnoliopsida, Caryophyllales, Amaranthaceae. The transcript is spliced from 2 exons.